Cordyceps fumosorosea ARSEF 2679 is the source of this 828-nucleotide messenger RNA. RefSeq lists its product as hypothetical. The transcript has a single exon. Bases 1 to 828 code for a protein of 275 amino acids. NCBI's taxonomy places the organism in Eukaryota, Fungi, Ascomycota, Sordariomycetes, Hypocreales, Cordycipitaceae. The record is from RefSeq and is a predicted model, not a curated record.
AUGCAAUUCAUCAUCCCCCCUUUGGUGCUGCUGGCAGCUGUUCCUUUGACGGCAGCUCGGUACAGUCCUUUGCUUCUUCGUGCCCGGGCUGAUGGACGCCCCCUCUACUUCAACGGCACGACGCUUACAGUCACACAACCGGCUCCCACAAGCGCUCCUAUCACGAUUACGGUGGUCCGGCCUGUCCCGACUGAAACUGUUACCGCCACCGUUACCGCCACUGUCACCGUCACGCAGACGCCUCCUCCCCAACAGCUAUAUGCAGUGAGCAAGGCGAGCGCAGCGUACCCCCAGCCCGACCCUUGCGAGGAGCCUGCCGACUUCUCUUCUACGCCGGAGCAGCCUCAUCGACUCUAUGUCACCAAAACCAUCCUCCUCGCUCCAAACAAGUUCAAGCAGCCCGGGACCGUCACCGUCCUGCAGAGCGGAAGCGCCAAUGCUGCCAGUGAGGUUACUGCCACCACUGUUACCGUUCGACCUGUGCCAGCCGUGAGCUCGUCGCUCCCUGAGAAAUUUGAGACGAUAGUCAAGACCGCCAUAAACUCUCCUGAACCGGCCAAGGAACCUGCGGCGGUAACCAGCCAACCGGAACAAGAGGUCGAGCCGGUGGCCACCGUCGUCUUUGAUGACCCCUGCCCGUCGGUCACGACUAACACGGCCGCUGCUUUCAACACUGUCCUGGCCACCUUCAGUCGAUAUCCUAUUCAGAACGUGACCGCGAUUCCUAGCCUGAACACGACCGCGGCGACUUUGCCUGGCGGUGUUGCGCAGUCCAGUGGAAACCAGCCGCCCGCCGUCCGCUCGGCUCCGGUUCGCCGGCGCUGGUAG